AUGUGGAAAGGUGGGAGGCUUAGAAUAGAGAAGGCAAAGGAACACUUUUUUCUUCGUAUGAAACGUGAGUGGGAAGAAGAUGCUACACUUGCCACUACUUCGACCCAUCUUCCUGUUACUGAAGCUGAAAGGACGGACUCCCUGAAAAGUCAGAAGAAAGGCUCCAAAUUGGAUGAAGCGCAAAUUCGGAUUUACUUCCCAAAAUUAGGAAAGAUUAAACCAGUGUCUCUUAGAGGAACUGGCAAGCAUAAAUGCAGUUUUCAGCGAGUGGAAGUUCCUUCCUUAUCUAUCCAUUUUUGUGAUUGUGAAGAGCACUCUGAUACUACUCAUACGGACAAGCAAAAAUCACUUUGUAAUUAUGACUCAAAGGAUGGUGGAAUGGAUGAGAAAGAGCUGAACAUUAUGAAUUCAGUGUUGAACAGAAUUUUUGAGAGGGAGAACUAUUCUGAGGAAACCCCUAGGGAUUUUAAAUUAUCUAAGAAAGUUCAAAGCUCAAAUGGUACAGUUGAUCAUUUGCAGAAUGACAAGAAUCUAGUCAACCAAGAAAUGGUAGAUGAUGAUAACCUCAUUCUCAAUAUGGUGGCUGGUGCAAACGAUAGAAUGAUUAUGGUAAAAGAUCCAAUCCAGGAAGCAAUGACAGCUAUUCAGGCUAAUGAAGAUUUUGUUGACCAAGAAAUGGAUAACGAUGAUGACAACCUUAUUAUCAAUGUAGUGGCAGGAUAG
Solanum lycopersicum (tomato) is the source of this 723-nucleotide messenger RNA. RefSeq names its product protein REPRESSOR OF SILENCING 3-like. Gene Ontology annotation, cellular component: nucleus. The record is from RefSeq and is a predicted model, not a curated record. NCBI's taxonomy places the organism in Eukaryota, Viridiplantae, Streptophyta, Magnoliopsida, Solanales, Solanaceae.